This is a messenger RNA of Chironomus riparius, 7079 nucleotides long. The record is from the annotation of a GenBank genome assembly. Lineage: Eukaryota; Metazoa; Arthropoda; Insecta; Diptera; Chironomidae.
GUUUUUAAUUUAUUGAUCCCAUAAUAAUUAUUACAGUCGAGAAAAUCACGUUUCAAAAUAAAAAAUCAUGUGCGGCAAACAGCAACGUGUUACAGGUAAAUUUGUAUUGUUGUUUUUCUUCAAUUCCUUCAUUCACAUUGUGUUUAUUGCCUCUACACUUGUUCCAUAGUGUUGGUUAACUUCUCUUGCUCAAAAAAAAAAGUAAAAUUUAUUUCUACCUCUCAGUUGAGCGUUGGACAUUAAAGCGAUCAGAACGUAAAUGUAGACGAGCUUAAGUUUUAAAAAAAUAAUUAAAAUAUUAAUUUUUCUCAGUUUUUAAGUUCUUUAAAUCAAUUAUCUUGAAUAUUUCAAUGAUUAUCGUGCGGCUUUAGUGAUAAAAAACAUGAAAUUUGAUAUUAAAACAAGUUUAGUGUGUGCAUUCAAUGUCUUUGUGAUAUUAUUGCAAAUAUGUGAAAAAUCAUCAUUAUCAUAUGCGCUGAGUGUUGAGCCACGAGAAGCAUACUUUAAUGGAUCUGCAUACCUACGACUUAAAAAUCCCAUGCUUUUAUGGGGUCAUUCAGCACUAAGCUUCAGAACUUGUCGAGGCGGUGAACUACUGUCACAAACUUAUAUGCGACAUGAGCUGACUGUUACAGUGUCGAAAGAAGGCAUUACAAUUGCUCUUAAUCUUCCACAACAAAAUACACGUGUAGAGGCUUUAAUACCAGCACGGCUCGUAGACAAUCAAUGGCAUACAAUUCAAUUUAUUUAUCGAUUAGGCAUAUUGAAUCUUAUUAUAGAUCGAAAUACUUUUGUAAUUGCUAACUCAACGUACAAUCGGGAGUUCUUGAUAGAUCAAGAAAUUAAAAAUGAGGCAGCUGUGUUAAUAUUGGGACGUCAAUAUUCUGGAUGUCUUUUACAUGGGCCAGGAUUGAUGUUUAAUAACAGUGAAAUUACCGUCGAAGGUGUUUUGUUUGGCUCAUGUCCAUUAGCACCAGGCUCAUGCAAUUCAGAUCAUGAUAUUUUAAUAAGAGAACCAGUCGAUCAUUGUUUAAAUUAUCCAUGUAUGCACGGACAAUGUAUAUCGAGAACUGACUCAUACGAAUGUCACUGUCCAAUUCGGUAUGGUGGACGGAAUUGUGAUAAAGAUCUUGGCUCACCAUGUGAUAAAAAUACAUGUAAAAAUUCAGGAACGUGUGAAGAAGAUCGGAUCGGUAACUUCAAGUGCUAUUGUCCCAAUGACUUUACUGGAAAGUUUUGCGAGACGCAUAUUGAAUCACAUCCAUUAUGCGAUAAAAAUCCAUGCUACAAUAAUGGAACAUGUAGAGUACAACCUAAUAGCUCAAAAUUUGAAUGUCUGUGUCAAGAAGGCUUUGUCGGCUAUCGGUGUGAGACGAAUUUUAAUGAUUGUGAAUCUCAGCCAUGCCAAAAUGGUGGUCGAUGUAUAGAUGAAAUUGGAGGAUUUGAAUGUGACUGCAAAACUACUGGAUAUACUGGAAAAUUAUGUCAAAAAAAUAUCGAUGAAUGCACUCGUAAUCCAUGCCAAAAUAAUGGAGUUUGCUUUGAUAACUAUGGAUCAUAUACAUGUGACUGUCCACAUGGUUUCACGGGAGAUAACUGCGAACAAAUUCUUAAUGACUGUACAGAUCAAGACAAAGGUGUAGUUGGACAAUGUGUUUCGACCUCAUUGCCUAGCAGUACCAAAAAAUCUGCUCGAACCAAUGCAUGCUCAAGUUAUUGUUUAAACGGUGCUACUUGUUUAGGCAAAGACUCAAAUGUAACAUGUUUAUGCUCCUCGGGUUUUGGAGGUACUAGAUGUGAAACACCAAUAGCAUUGCCUUAUCAAGAUAAAGAUUGUGACUGUUAUAAUGGAGGAUCCUGUGCACUCGACAAUAAUGAAUGCGUCUGCUUAGAUGGAUAUUCAGGAAAGAAGUGUGAAAUCACCGAACAAACAGAUUGUACAGAUGGAAACUGUGCAUGCUCAUCCAAUCCUUGUUCUGGAAAUGCUACAUGCUAUCCAAAACCAGGAACUACUAUGGAAUAUACUUGCUCAUGCACGUCAGGCUAUCAUGGAGAGAACUGCGAAGAUAUUGAUGAAUGCAAAUUAAAACCAGACAUUUGUAAUAAUGGCAUCUGCAUAAAUACACCUGGAUCUUAUGAAUGCUUCUGUCGUCCAGGAUAUACGGAAAAAAAUUGUGAGAAAGAUGUUGACGAAUGCCUUUCCAUCCCAUGUAAGAACGGUGCAACUUGUAGAGACAAAAUUAAUGACUUUGAAUGCAUCUGUGCUCCUGGCUAUGAAGGCAAGCAGUGUGAUAUCGAUAUUGAUGAAUGUAAAUCAAAUCCUUGUAGCAAAGGAUCAACAUGUAUGGACUUGGUUGCCAACUAUAGCUGCUCAUGCAUUCCCGGAAUGACUGGAAGAAAUUGUGAAAUUGAUAUUGAUGAUUGUGCACCGCAACCAUGUCAUAAUGGUGGAGCAUGUAUAGAUCAACUUGGAGGGUAUAAAUGCGAUUGUACAAACACUGGAUUUACAGGAGCUGUUUGUCAGCUUAACAUCAAUGAGUGUGAAUCAAAUCCAUGUAUAAAUGGCGCAACAUGUCAAGAUAAAGUAAAUGAUUAUGAUUGCCAUUGCUUUCCGGGCUAUGAAGGAAAGAAUUGUGAAAAAGAUACAAAUGAGUGUGAACCGAAUCCAUGUCAGUACCAAAGUAUGUGCUUAGAAAAAUCCAAUCAAACGCUGUAUAGUUUAUCGCCACAAGAAAAAACUCAAUUACCAGCUGUAUUCAAUCGUAAAUUUACUUAUGAAAAUGCAAGUGGAUAUGAAUGCAUCUGUGUACUGGGAACGAAAGGUCGCAAUUGUGAAAUCAAUAUUAAUGAAUGUGAAAGCAAUCCAUGUAGUAAAUAUGGAACAUGUGUUGAUGGAAUUGGAACUUAUACAUGCGAAUGUGAGCCAGGCUUUCAAGGCAUCAAUUGUGAGGAUGACAUUGAUGAGUGCAUGAUGAAGCCGUGCAUGCAUGGAACUUGCAUAGAUGGAAGAAACAAUUAUGAUUGCGACUGUGAUGCAAAUUAUGGCGGAAAAAAUUGUUCUGUCGAAUUAACUGGAUGCGUUUCAUCGCCAUGCAAGAAUGAUGGUUCAUGCAUUCCAUAUUUGGAUCUUCAAGAUGAAACUGAGCAUUUAUUUAAUUGCACGUGCAAGAACGGCUUUUAUGGAAGAACUUGUGAAAUUGUAAGCACUAUGUCGCUCGUCAAUAAAAGUGAGAUUAUUGUACAAACGAGUCGUGAAGAAGGAUAUGAUAUUCAAUUAAGAUUCCGUACGACACUGCCGAAUGGAGUUGUAGCUUUUGGAUCAUCUAUUGACAAUGCAGUCAGCUAUAUUCUGGAACUAGUAAAUGGUCGACUUAACUUGCAUUCAUCACUGCUUAAUAAAUGGGAGGGCGUUUUCAUUGGAUCGCAAUUGAAUGAUAGUAAAUGGCACAAAGUAUUUGUAGCUAUAAAUUCAUCGCAUCUGGUUUUGUCAGCAAAUGAUGAACAAACAAUUUAUCCUAUCAAUUUCAACUCAUAUGAGAAUAUAAAUGCAAGCCAUGUUAGCUUUCCGAUGACGUAUUUAGGUGGAUAUACUGAUACUUUAUCUUAUUUGAAACAUAUUGCAAACCACGUCAAGCCUACGGCCUUCAUUGGAUGUAUGGAAGAUGUCGUCAUUAAUAAUGUCUGGGUCUUGCCUGAUAAAGUAAAUGAUGACUUUGUGAAUUUGACAAAUGUUGAGAUUGGAUGUAAACGUGAUGAACAGUGCAAUCCUAAUCCAUGUCACUCAAAUGGUUUAUGUACUGAUUUGUGGUAUAAAUUCUCUUGCGAGUGUCAACGUCCUCAUUUGGGACCAACAUGCAAAUAUAGUAUUGUUGCUGCAACAUUCGGACAUGAAAACACGACAAAAACUUCAGUUUUUGUAAAUGUCAGUGACUCAGCAAGACGUGCAAUUAGAAAUGUUUUGGAUAUAUCAAUGUUUAUUAGGACAAGGCAGUCAACUGGUCAAAUCUUUUAUUUAGGAUCAGAUCCACUUCAAAUUUACGGACCAAAUGGAGAAUUGCGUGAACAAACAUCAAUCUCUGCUACUCUGUCAAAAGGAGAGUUGUUGGUAAAUAUGCGAUUUAAUGGCACUCCAGAGAGCUAUGCAGUAGGUGGAAAACAACUAGAUGAUGGAUAUAAUCACUUAAUUGAGGUCAUCAGAAACUCUACUUUAGUGCAAGUCAAACUUAAUGGAACAGAAUAUUUUAGAAAAACUUUAUCAACUUCUGGUCAAUUGAAUGCUCAAGUAUUAUUUUUGGGAUCUCCAGCUCCGUCUAAUAAUCCAGAUGAUAAUAUUGACAGUAAGAAUGUCAAAGAGAUUGAUUACUUUAAAGGAAUAAUUCAAGAUGUCCAAGUUUCAAAUGGAUCUCAUGCGAUGAGUGUUGAGUUAUAUCCACUGGAUACAGAGAAUGAAGAGGAACUGAAUUUGCCACCACCAUUUGGCAUUGUUACUAUAGAUCGAGAUUCUGUCUUGAAAGGAGAAGUGUCUGAUGAUUUGUGCCGUAAUAUGCCAUGCAUGCAUGGUGCUACAUGCCACAACACUUGGAAUGACUUCUUCUGUGAAUGCACAAAAGGAUAUAAAGGAAAACUCUGUCAAGACAUUCAAUUUUGUGAGCUUCAUAAAUGUCCAGGAAAUGCUACAUGUCAAAAUCUCGAUAAUGGAUAUGAUUGUAUUACUAAUGUUACAUUCCGUGGAAAUGAAGAUAGUCCAUUAGUUUAUUAUUACGUUCCUGAAAGUGUUGAUGACAUAGAAAAAUCAAAGCCUUAUUCUAAGACUGUAGAAAUUGCAUAUCGAACUAAAAUUGGAGGAACUUUACUGUAUGUAGAGGAUGAACAAGACAUGUAUUUUGGAAUUGCAUCCUAUAAAGAUCAAUUAACAAUUCAAUGGAGAUUAUCAACAGAACUGCCAGAUGUCCAUCGUUUUAAUUCAGCAGACAAUUCUGCAAAAUACGAUUGGAGUCAUCUUUAUUUGAGAGUAUCAGACAAUAAAAUUGAGGCUGGAUGGAAAGGCUGGGAAAACAACAAUGAUCUUCAACCUCCUUUAUCAACAAAUAUUGACAUGAAAGCAUUUGAAUACUUGUUCUCAAGAAGUUAUCCAAUCUCUUUGGGAGGUGUUAAUCCAACAAAUACAAACACAAUCAAAGGACUAAACUCAAAGGGAUCAACGUUUAAAGGAUGUAUAGGGGAAGUAAGGAUAGGAGGAUUGUUAUUGCCAUUCUUCUCACAAGAAGAAAUUUAUUCUGAAAGCUUAUCACCAAGAUCACAUUAUAAACUAAAUUCCACAUAUGUCGAUGAAGGUUGUACUUUGUGCUUCGAGCAAGACUGUCAAAAUGGAGGCGAAUGUAGAGAUCCUAAAGCAAACUACUCAUGCACGUGCCCAAUUGGAUACGAAAAAGAUGAUUGUUCACAGAAUAUUGACGAAUGCCUUCAAUCGAAAUGUGUAAACAAUUCAACAUGUGUAGAUGGUAUUGGAAAUUAUACAUGCACGUGCUUAAAUGGAUAUACAGGAUGGUUUUGCGAAGAAGAAAUUGAUGAGUGUGCAUCUCAGCCUUGCCAUAAUGGAGGAAAUUGCACAGAUUUAUUGGCUGAUUUUAGAUGUGAUUGUGACGAAAGUUAUGCUGGAAAGCAGUGCGAUGUUUUACGUUUAGUGACCUGUGAGAACUCACCAUGCCGUUUAGGAUCUACAUGCCAAGAUGGACAUAAUAUAACAACAGGAAAUAACUUUACAUGCAUAUGUAGAGAUGGAUUUGAAGGAGCUCUUUGUGAUCAUGCAUACUGCUUAGUUGAACCUUGCAGGAAUGAUGGAAUUUGUCUCACAUCUGAGACACCAGAAUGUAAAUGCUCGCCUGGAUAUACUGGAAAAUAUUGUGAAAUAGAUAUCGACGAAUGUGCAUCAACGCCAUGCCAAAAUAAUGCAACAUGCAUUGACUUGGUAGCAGAUUACAAAUGCGACUGCACCCGAACUGGUUUCGUUGGAAAUAACUGUGAAAUCGAUAUUGAUGAGUGCCUUGAAGAAAACAUAUCAUGUGGUGGACAAGGAACUUGCGUUAAUACACGAGGAUCCUAUAGAUGUCAAUGUAAUGAAGGCAUGUGUGGAGCAGAUUGUAAUCACAUUGAUCCAUGCCAGGAGAAUGAGUCACCGUGUAUGAAUGGUGGAUUGUGCUUAGAAGCUUGUGUAGAAUUCGCAGACUAUAGAUGCCAAUGUAUGGAAGGAUUCACUGGAAAGAAUUGUUCUGAGGAAGUACUGCUCGUGUCAGGAACAACAAUCGGAGACAUCGCAAUCAUAGUGGUUCCAAUAAUAAUUGGACUAUUAGCAAUAUGUGGCAUAGUUCUUGCAACAUUCCUAGUAAUGGCUAGAAAUAAGCGAGCAACAAGAGGAACAUACAGUCCCUCCGCUCAAGAAUACUGUAAUCCACGACUAGAAAUGGACAAUGUGCUGAAACCUCCACCAGAAGAACGAUUGAUUUAAGUAUUUAAAUUAAUUUAUAUUAAAUUAAAUUUUAUGACUGAUUGAUGUGCCUGAAUGUGUUUGGUAUUAGUUGUUGCAUUUAUGGAUCGAGUGAAUGGAUAAAUAGUUCUUAUGUGAUACAAAAAAGAAAGACACUAAAAUAGGAAAUUUCACAAAAUUGAUGAAAUUGAGGAGGAAUUGAAAUUAAAAUUCAAAAAAAAAAAUAAUUUUGUACUUUGUAAAUUACAAUUUAGCUAUUAAGAGAUAAGACUUGUUAAGACAAAGCAAAAAAUACAUCAUGUGGCCUUUAAAACUAUUACUGUAUUCUUAGGAUAAAAGAGAGAAUAUUUUAAAAAGAAAAUAGAAUCAAAACAAUCAUCAAAGAGAUUUAAAUCUAUCGAAAGCAAUUACCGUCCGCAAUGAUAAUUAUAAGGAAUGAACUUAUGAACAAUUAUUAAUUAAAUAUUCAAUGAUUUCGAUACAUGUUUAGGAAGAUUAUUGAGAGAAAUUUAAGGAAAUCCAAUGUGGCAUUUUUCAAAUAGACAAAACAAAAAAAAAAGACAAAUCUGAAAGAUCAGAAAAUAAAAUCGACACG